AUGUGCGGAAGCCACCGGAGGCUCAACGCAUCAAAGCCGUCUACACAAGUUUCGCAGGCCAUGCAGUCUGUGGGGGCAAGGGCCACAUGCGCGAUAGCAGUCCUUGCUUUGAUUGCUGCUGCCUUGGCCUUCGCAGGGCGCAGCGACGCGUUGCGCCGCAUGGACGACGCGUUGCGCCGCAUGGACGACAUGUUGCUGCGCGUGGAAGGCCUUGAAGAACAGCUCCAGGUGCUGCAAAGCUCGCAGAAUCCGAGCGCUCCAUCUGCACCUGGUCAGACUGGUCAGAUCCAGGUCGGAACUGCGCCGGGGCCCGUCCUCUCCGAGAGGCGACUCCGGAGUCAGGAACAAAAGAACACGUGGCAAUGGUUUGUGGAGCACACCCGAUGCCUUGAUUUCGCCACUGGUGAUGCUAUUGGUUCUGACGGCGACUUUAGCCGAGUCGCUUACAAGGUUGUGAACCUCGUCGAUGACCAGGAAGAGCUCAUCAAAAGCCUGAAGAUGCAAGGGCUGUCGCUCUUCGCUGUGCUCGCUGCCGCUUUUGGAGAGGCGACUUUCUUCAACGGAGAUUGCGUGCUCAAAGGGGUUGAAAUGUAUAAUCGUGCCUUAAUGGAGCAUUAUCUUCCUGAGCGAGUUGAGCUUUUGCGGAAGAUGCUGUCAAGGAGCCCACCUCCAAUACUUCAAAACGCCAGCCUCGUACCAGUUAUAGGAGAGGCCUUCAAGAAGAUUGCUAACCAAGAGAUCCAGAUUCCGCAUGACAUACUCCAUGUCAUGGCCUGGGGCACUUUGAAGGCCUUGCUGCACAUGUUUGAUGGCAACUGUGCUCCUCCGAGAGGCGAUGUAAAAGCUUACAUGAAUGAGAUUUCAACGUCCUCCUUGAAAGCAGACCUCGCGCCUGAACUAUCUUCAACAGAUUGGUGGCCUGUGCUUCAUUACAUUGCCGAGAACCCCACAGUACUGAAUGAGCGAAAUGAGGAAGGCCUUACCCUUCUCAUGGAGGCCAACAUUGGCAAAGGCUGUUCCAGUUCCGUCCCCGGAGCAUGGACCGGAGCAUGGAAUGUCAUGACCGGUCUGCAUGAGCACUUUCGCAUCCCAAUGUCAGCCAUGACGGACGGGGGCAUGACUGCUGCAAUGUUAGGAGUGCGGGCAGAGCAUUUGUAUCGGGCGCAAAUGACUGAAUUGGCUGGAAGUUACUUAGAAAGCCAGAUCAGCUUUCCGCUCUUUCACUUCGAGAACGUGGAGAUGAUCGUCCUCGGUUUGCAUGCGGCAGUGAUUGUGGUCAGCUUCCUGUUCAGUCUGGCUCGGUCGAACCAGGACUCUUCCCAGCGUUUCGCCUUGGUAACAGACUUUACGGUGAAGAUCCUCAUCCUCUCAUGCAUCAACGUCGCCGUGCGCUACUCCAACGCACCUGAAAUGAUCGCCCGACCAUUGCAGGCGUUGGAAGUGGCCUGGAAUAUCGACGCGACCUGCUGCUGGCCCCUCCUCAUCGUCCUGACGCUUGGCUUCCUGUACUUCGUCCUGCAGGACUUCCUCCGGGCCUGUCGCUAUGAGAUGAAAGGAUCCGAGUUGCGAGGCUCCAGUGUGACAGCGCUCAACAUCUACCAGGAUCCGAAGGUGGCCCUGUCCAGGUGCAUCCACACGUUCUUGCUCUCGUGCUUCUUCAUGGCAGUCUACUGGACUUCGAUUUGGACACCGGUGAAGAUGACGCCCUUCGCGAAGACCCUGUGGGCCGGCUCCCUGAUGGUGCAGUACUUCAUCACAGGAAUCUUCCGCGAGAAGCUUGCGCCGGGCUGCUGCUCGACGCUUCGAGCUCUGAGCCGAUGGACGAUGCGGGUAGAUGACCAGGAAAACGAUCUCCUCUGGGCUGCUUUACUGCACCAGUGGAGCUUUUCCGAGGACUCCGAGGAGGCCCCGAGGUUGAGCCGGGCUGAGGUGAUACUCCGCUUCUUGAUGUGCUACAUCUCGAACGGCUUCUUCCGAGUCUUCAUUGUGUACACUUUGCCCGUGUACCUAGCCACGUCCGAAAGAGCCAGCGACUUUGCGUUGAACGCCUUUGCGGUGACCUUCAUCUCUGAGCUAGACGAUCUGUCUUCGGAGGUCACAUACAAUGUGGCGGAACCUCCAAAUAAUGGCUUAUCCUACGGCCUUCUGCCCCAUAGAACGGCAACAGCUCAACAGUAG
This is a messenger RNA of Symbiodinium natans, 2178 nucleotides long. Lineage: Eukaryota; Dinophyceae; Suessiales; Symbiodiniaceae. The record is from the annotation of a GenBank genome assembly.